Molecule: messenger RNA, 9428 nt
Organism: Tachysurus vachellii
Lineage: Eukaryota; Metazoa; Chordata; Actinopteri; Siluriformes; Bagridae
Gene: cacna1ab
Product: calcium channel, voltage-dependent, P/Q type, alpha 1A subunit, b
Exons: 49
Coding region: 583-7110 (2175 amino acids)
Biological process (GO): calcium ion import across plasma membrane; chemical synaptic transmission
Cellular component (GO): neuronal cell body; voltage-gated calcium channel complex; membrane
Molecular function (GO): high voltage-gated calcium channel activity; calcium ion binding
Source: RefSeq, a predicted model, not a curated record
AUUUAAGCUGGUCAGAUAUAGCAGAAGUCUUCCUCUUCUUCCUCUUCUUUUUCCUCUUCUUCUCCUUCUUCUUUUAUUCGGGAAUAUUGUCCAAAGCGCAAGACACAUUUCCUUAAGAGAAACCAGGUCCGCGUGGACAGAGAGUGUGUGUGUGCGUGUGUGUGUGUGUGCGUGUGUGUGUGUGAUGCGCUGAGGAAGAGGAGGGGGUGUUCCUUUAGCUCGGUUCUUCAGUUUUUCUGCGCGUUCCUGACUCAAACCCACACUGAUGUGAAGCGAUGCGGAUUAUUGUCCGCGUUUCCUCUCCGAAUCUGUGUGGCACGAAAGCAUCACAAUCUGACUUCGCCGCUGCGGAUGUUACAGAGUUAAAUAAAUUACUAUCGGUGUUUUCCGCCCUUUCUGCGCUCGGUGCGAGGGAGACUCGGUGACUCGUUGUUGUGUAUCGCGAUGCUGAGAGGGGCGGUAUCUCCACGACUCGGGGCGCACGGAGGCUCAGGAGCGAGGAGCUGAGUGAUGAGAAAGAGGACGCGGCGCUGUGGAGGAGGAAGAAGAUAAGCAGCAGCAGCAGCAGCAGCGUUUCACGGGAUGGCGCGGUUCGGAGAGCCCGGUUUGCCCGGUGGGGGAUCGGUGGCCCGGGGCGGAAGCAGGCAGGGAACUCAGCGCGUGUACAAGCAGUCAAUGGCGCAGAGAGCGCGUACCAUGGCGCUGUAUAACCCCAUCCCCGUGCGCCAGAACUGUCUCACCGUCAACCGCUCUCUCUUCCUGUUCAGCGAGGACAACGUGGUCCGGAAGUAUGCCAAGAAAAUCACAGAGUGGCCUCCAUUUGAGUGGAUGAUAUUAACGACCAUUAUUGCUAACUGCAUUGUUUUAGCACUUGAGCAGCAUUUACCUGUCUAUGACAAAACACCGCUUUCAGAACGACUGGACGACACUGAGCCGUACUUCAUAGCGAUUUUCUGUUUUGAGUCUGGCAUUAAGAUCCUGGCUCUGGGUUUUGCCUUCCAUAAGGACUCGUACCUGCGCAAUGGCUGGAAUGUCAUGGACUUUGUUGUGGUGCUUACUGGUAUUUUAUCCACUGUUGGUUCUGAGGUUGAUUUGCGGACACUGCGUGCGGUCAGAGUUUUGAGGCCUCUCAAGCUUGUCUCAGGAAUUCCAAGCCUACAGGUGGUGUUGAAGUCCAUAAUGAAGGCAAUGAUCCCUCUGCUACAGAUUGGUGUUCUGCUAUUUGUUGCAAUCCUCAUGUUUGCCAUCAUUGGCCUUGAAUUCUACUCUGGAAAAUUCCACAAAGCCUGUUAUGACAAUGCCACAGGAGAGCUUCUUGAUGAUCAGCUGUGUGGUGAUGAGUUACCAGCACGGGUUUGUCCUUCUGGAUCCGUAUGUAUUGACAAGUGGCUUGGACCAAAUUAUGGAAUAACGCAGUUCGACAACAUUCUGUUUGCUGUGCUCACUGUGUUCCAGUGCAUCACCAUGGAGGGCUGGACAGACAUGCUUUAUUAUAGUAAUGAUGCUUUAGGAAGCACUUGGAACUGGCUUUACUACGUCCCGUUAAUUAUCAUUGGCUCUUUCUUUAUGCUGAACUUGGUGUUGGGUGUGCUGUCUGGUGAGUUUGCUAAAGAAAGGGAACGAGUUGAGAACCGCAGUGAGUUUCUAAAGUUGCGGAGACAGCAGCAGAUCGAGAGAGAACUGAAUGGAUAUCUAGAAUGGAUCUGCAAAGCAGAGGAAGUGAUCUUGGCUGAAGAUGACACUACAGGAGGCCGUAUGAAUUGCUCUCGCCGCAGACCCACUAUAAAAAAGAGUAAAACUGAUUUGCUGAACCAGGAGGGAGGACAGGAUCACAUGGGGGAUGCAGAGGGUCUGAAAGCAGAUGGCUCCAGUUUUAGCAAGAAAGAGCGGCGCUUCCGUAUCCUUAUACGUAAGAUGGUAAAAACUCAGGCAUUUUAUUGGACCGUCCUGAGCCUUGUUGGUCUGAACACACUCUGUGUCGCUGUCGUUCACUACGACCAGCCCGAACUGCUGUCCGACUUUCUAUUCUACGCAGAGUUUAUAUUUCUGGGCCUCUUCAUGAUGGAGAUGUUGAUAAAGAUGUAUGGAUUGGGGACAAGGCCCUACUUUCACUCCUCCUUCAACUGUUUUGAUUGUGCUGUGAUUGUCGGCAGCAUAUUUGAAGUGGUCUGGGCAAUGAUAAAACCUGGCACUUCAUUUGGGAUCAGUGUACUGCGAGCUCUGAGAUUGCUCCGGAUCUUCAAAGUUACCAAGUACUGGGCUUCACUACGUAAUCUGGUGGUGUCUCUGCUGAAUUCGAUGAAGUCCAUUAUCAGCCUUCUUUUCCUCCUCUUCCUCUUCAUAGUGGUGUUUGCCCUUCUGGGGAUGCAGCUGUUUGGGGGACAGUUUAACUUUGACCAGGGAACUCCUCCUACAAAUUUUGACACCUUUCCUGCAGCCAUUAUGACUGUGUUUCAGAUCCUGACAGGUGAGGACUGGAAUGUUGUCAUGUAUGAUGGGAUUCAAUCUCAGGGAGGUGUUCACAAAGGAAUGAUCUCCUCUGUGUUCUUCAUCGUACUCACCCUUUUUGGCAACUACACACUGCUGAAUGUCUUCUUGGCCAUCGCUGUGGAUAAUCUGGCUAAUGCUCAGGAACUCACAAAGGAUGAACAGGAAGAAGAGGAAGCUACCACACAGAAAAUUGCUCUCCAGAAAGCUAAAGAGGUCGCUGAGGUCAGCCCACUCACCGCUGCAAAUCUCUCCAUCGCUGCUAAGGAACAGCAGAAGAACUCAAAGCCUCCUAAGUCAGUGUGGGAGCAGCGCACCAGUGAGAUUCGCCGCCAGAACCUGAUGACCAGCAGAGAGGUGCUCUACAACGAACUGGAUUCUGAAGACCACUGGAAGCAGACAAAUUUUUGUAACCACCCUGACAUGAAGACACACUUAGAUCGCCCCCUGGUGGUGAACCCUCAGGAGAACCGCAACAACAACACCAACAAACCCAGACCAGAGGAACUAGGACAGCAUGACCACCACAUCUCCCCCCCACCAAGUUACCAACAGUGCCCAUGCCACAGACACUGCACACACACCCAGGAGGACAAGGGCAGGAAGCAUAGGAGACACCAUCACAGUAACCAUGGAGACAGGGAAAGGAGGAAGGAAAGGUGCAGCAGCGGUCACUCAAGGAAUCAGUGCAGUGAGGUCGUGGAUAACGUGAGGAACAACAGCAUGCUGAUUCUUCAUGACCAAGAGCUCUGCCUCCAUCAUCCAUACAACCCAUAUGAUGCCUAUGAUCCCUGUUAUGACUCUGAAUUGACCAAUAAUGUGCUGAAUCUGAGGGGGCGGAGCUUACCAGAUAGUCUUCUCAUCCUCACUGACCCAAUGAAGUGCCCCAGUAAAGAGUUUAUAGCCAUCGACAUGCAGCCGCUGUACCCUUCACUCAUAGGCCAGCUGCAGGUGAAUAAGAAUGCAAACACUGAAACAACUAAAGAUGGUGAGAAGAAAGAGGAGGAUGAUGAUGGAGGUGAUGAAGAUGGUCCCAAACCCAUUCCGCCGUUUAGCUCUUGCUUUAUCAUGUCUCCUACCAACCCGUUCCGUAAAUGCUGCCACUACAUUAUGACUCUGCGUUACUUUGAGAUGUGUAUUCUGUCUGUAAUCGCUAUGAGCAGCAUCGCACUUGCAGCAGAGGAUCCAGUCUGGCCUGAGUCACCUCGGAACAAUGUUCUUCGCUACUUUGAUUAUGUCUUCACUGGUGUCUUCACUUUUGAGAUGCUGAUUAAGAUGGUGGUGCUGGGUAUGGUUCUUCAUGAAGGAGCUUAUUUUCGUGAUCUCUGGAAUUUUCUGGACUUUAUAGUGGUUAGUGGCGCUCUGGUGGCAUUUGCCUUCUCGGGAAGCAGUAAAGGCAAAGACAUCAGCAUCAUUAAAUCCCUGAGAGUGUUACGUGUCCUGCGACCACUCAAGACCAUCAAACGUCUCCCUAAACUGAAGGCUGUGUUUGAUUGUGUGGUGAAUUCUCUGAAGAACGUUUUGAACAUCCUGAUCGUCUACAUGCUGUUCAUGUUUAUCUUUGCUGUUGUGGCUGUGCAGCUUUUUAAAGGGCGAUUUUUCUGCUGCACAGAUGAGUCCAAAGAGUUUGAGCGUGACUGCCGGGGUGAGUAUCUGGUGUAUGAACGUGAGAAUGAGGUAAAAGCUCAGAAACGCGAGUGGAAGAAGUAUGACUUUCACUAUGACAAUGUUCUGUGGGCUCUGCUCACACUCUUCACUGUGUCCACAGGAGAGGGCUGGCCAGACGUGCUGAAGCACUCUGUGGACUCGACCUUUGAGAAUCAGGGUCCCAGUCCAGGUUACAGGAUGGAGAUGUCCAUAUUCUACGUUGUCUACUUUGUUGUGUUUCCGUUCUUUUUUGUGAACAUAUUUGUUGCUCUCAUAAUCAUCACCUUCCAGGAGCAGGGGGACAAGAUGAUGGAGGACUAUAGCCUUGAGAAGAAUGAGAGAGCAUGUAUUGACUUUGCAAUUAACGCAAAGCCACUAACACGUCACAUGCCAGAGAAUAAGCUGAGCUUCCAGUACCGAAUGUGGCAGUUUGUAGUGUCACCUCCAUUUGAGUACAGUAUCAUGAGCCUGAUUGCUCUCAACACCAUCGUUCUAAUGAUGAAGUAUCAUGAAGCUUCAGAAACGUAUGAUAAAGUAUUGAAAAACCUGAACAUCGUUUUCACCAUCCUCUUCUUCAUGGAGUGCAUCCUGAAAAUGAUCGCCUUCGGGAUUCGUAAUUAUUUCCGAGAUGCGUGGAACAUUUUUGACUUCGUGUCUAUCUUAGGCAGCAUCACAGACAUCUUAGUGACAGAGCUGUGGAACAACAUUAUCAACGUGAGAUUCCUUCGUCUGUUCCGUGCUGCUCGUCUCAUUAAGUUGUUGCGGCAGGGAGAGACAAUACGGAUCCUCCUCUGGACCUUUGUCCAGUCCUUCAAGGCUCUGCCGUAUGUUUGCCUGCUUAUUGCCAUCCUCUUCUUCAUUUAUGCCAUCAUUGGCAUGCAGCUCUUUGGUAAUUUAGCAUUAGAUGAAGACGGAGAAAGUGCAAUAAAUGAACACAACAACUUCAGAACUUUCAUCAUGGCACUGAUGCUCUUGUUCAGGAGCGCUACAGGUGAAGCGUGGCAUGAGAUUAUGUUGUCAUGUUUGGGUGGGAUGCCAUGUGACAUUGCUUCAGGAAACCAGACGGACGAGUGUGGCAGCAACGUUGCCUACGCUUACUUUGUCUCUUUCAUCUUCCUCUGUUCAUUCCUGAUGCUGAAUCUGUUUGUAGCAGUCAUCAUGGAUAAUUUUGAGUAUUUAACUCGUGACUCAUCUAUUCUUGGCCCUCACCAUUUGGAUGAAUACGUCAGAAUCUGGGCAGAGUAUGACCCUGCGGCAUGUGGCAGGAUCAGUUUCAGUGAUUUGUAUUUGAUGCUGCACCACAUGUGCCCACCGCUGGGCCUCGGGAAGCGCUGCCCUGCUCGUGUGGCGUACAAGAGACUGUUGCGUAUGGAUUUGCCUGUUGCUGAUGACAACACGGUACAUUUCAACUCCACACUGAUGGCAUUGAUUCGUACUGCUCUUGAUAUCAAGAUCGCUAAAGGUGGGGCUGAUAAACACCAGAUGGAUGCGGAGUUGCGAAAGGAAAUGAUAGCAAUUUGGCCAAAUUUGUCCCAGAAGCACCUGGACCUGCUGGUCACACCACACAAGUCAGCUACAGACCUGACAGUGGGGAAGAUCUAUGCUGCCAUGAUGAUCAUGGAGUAUUACAGACAGAGUAAAGCCAAGAAACUGCAGGCACUCCGAGAGGAACAGAACCGAACACCAUUAAUGUUUCAGCGCAUGGAGCCAGACAACAGCCAGGACAAAGGACCUGAGUUCACAGAGGUCAAUGGAGGUCAUGGGAUCAAGGAGACUCCACAGGAAAACCAUGGCAAUCUUCCUGCUGAAUCCUGGGUAACUCCUCGUACUCAUAAAUCUGCUGAUGAGAACUGGAGCACAGAGUCACCAUACCAUCAGCAGGAAAACCGACACAAUACACAGACAGUAGAAAUGAGAACGAUGCCUGUUCACUCCGACACUGACACAUCACUACCACUGGAAGGGAGGACUGUCUCCAUGCCUCGCCUCCCACUGCAUCACCAAACAAUAUCUGAUGUGAGUCCAUUGAGGCGUUCUACAUCGUCAUUGGUUCAUGGGCGUUCAGGUCGAGCCUUGAGAUUGGAUGAUUACUCUCUGGAGAGGGUGGAGUCUGAGGAGGGACCUAGACAUGGGAGAAGGAGGAAAGAGAGAGAAAGAGAGAGGGAACGAAAUCAUCGCACUUCAGAGAGAUCACUGGCUCGUUACACAGAUGCUGAUACAGGUCUAGGUACUGAUCUCAGCACCACCACACAGUCAGGUGAACUUCCUUCUAAAGAGCGGGAGAGAGAAAGAGGAAGAGCCAAAGACCGGCGACAUCAUCACCACCACCACCAUCAUCAUCAUCAUCAUCACAGCUCAGUGGAGAAAGAACGGUAUGAGAGAGAGCGAGAAUACCAUCAUCAUCCUCACAACAGACAUGACACACACUGGUCACGUUCACCCAGCGAAGGCAGAGACAGCAGAGCACGCAGACAGGGAAGCAGUUCUGUGAGUGUAAGUCCAGUUCCCUCAACAUCAGGAACCAGUACACCACGUCGUACACGACGUCAGCUCCCACCAACUCCACCUACACCUCGCCCACAUGUUACAUACUCACCUGCCCCCAGGAAACCACUCCCACCACCUACUCCUCUCCGUGAGCCUCCACCCAUCGGCCCACCUUCUCAUCGACACUCCCCCCGACGGGCAUCAUUCUAUGACCGUCGUUUUGAAUAUGAGCCACCAAACUAUGAGCAGAGUAUGAUGGAAGGACACUCCCGUAUGCCCCGUCAUGGCUCCACCCACCACAGUCCUUCGCAUCGUAGUCCUGCCUCUCAUCACCGACGCAUGCCCAAUGGCUACCGCUCCUCCUCCUCUCCAUCUCCACACCGUGGAUGCCCCACUCACCAUGGCACGCAACGUGCCCCACAGCCACGUCCACCCAGAAAGAGUCUUCGUGAACCAUACAGUGAGACAGAUGAGGAUGACUGGUGCUAAAAUCCUGCUCUCAAUAUUCACCACAAUCAGUGAUGGAAGCGUGUAACUACUCUCACAAACAUGCAUGGAUGGUGGAGUUUGUGUAAGCGUGCGUGUGUGUGCGUGUGUGCAAGUGUGUGUGUGUGUGUGUGUGUGUGUCAAAACCUAAAGUUCAAGCCACACACAGCAAAAAGUAAAGGUAGAUGCCUUGCAACCUGUUCUUUCUGUUUUGCAUCCCUCUCUGACUUCUGGACUACAUUACCCAGAAGGCUGUGUGAUGAAAUAGGGAGGGAGGGGCUGGAGUGUGACCUGGGGUAUAAUCAGCAUGGUUGUCUCCAGUGGGUCACCUGUCAAACUAAAAGGAAAACAAGCAAAAAAUUGUUUUAUGAAUGCAAAGAAGAAAACCAUAGAAGAAAAGUAAACAAUAAAUACAGCAUGCUCUUGUACACAAGAGCUCCUCCUACCUGCAAAACUAGCCAAUGGCAUCGCAGCCUGCUACUGAUGAGUUUUAUCAUCUUUGUUUACUCAACAUGCUGAGUGACCUCAUAGUUUAGAGCUUGGGUUCCAGGUGAGGGGCAGGGCACUGAUGACCACAGAAUGAUCAGCCAACAUCACAACCUUCACAAGUAAGUGAAGACAGAAUGAAUGGGCAGAGCAGUGGAUCAGAGACUAAUUCAUCUUCAUAAUUUGUCUUCUUUAAUAAAUUAAAUUCUUCUUCUUUGUGGAUGUUUGAGGAGCACGCACUGUUCUUUUGCUUUAGUUCCUCUUCUUGGACCUGAAGGAAACCUGCAUGAUUGAUUAAAAAACAACAACUGAACUGUGAGUGACGGAGUGGCCAUGGAUCUAUUUUAUUUAUUUUGAAGAAAUUCUCUCGUCUCGCGUUCUCUUUGCUGGUCAGCACCAUUUAUUAGUGCUACAAAUAUUUCAAAAUUCUGAUCUGUCUUUCAGAAUACAGAAGAAUACAGGAGAUACUUUCUCUUUUUUCUUUUUCUUUACUGUCAACAACAAUAGCAACAACAAUAAUAAUAGUAAUAAAUAAUAAUAGAUACAAUAAUGAAUAAGUUUUAAGUAAUGAAUAAUGAUCAUGUGACUGGUGAUAGCAGUCAUGUGACUUUGAAUUAUUGUUUUUGUUUUGCCUAUUUUUUUGCCGUUUGUUCAUUCAUGGUCUGUCUUUCUGAACACUAGGGCCCCAGCUGCAGGGACCAGUAAGUUGGGAUGCAGCCCAUAUCCUUGUGUAAGGGGACAGGAGGAGGGUGGGGGCUCUUCACUCACUUCUAAGUGCACUCCAGACUGUGGUGGACUUUGUGCCCUCAGAUCUUUUCUACUGCAGGAGUUUUAACUGUUUCAGCAUUUUUCAGCUGAUGUUCAGGGCUCAUCUGUGUGUGAGUGAGAGAGAGAGAGACUGACUGUAGUUAUUAAGUAUGUGUUAGCAUGGUCCAUGGUAACUCCAUAACCCGGCACUAACCACCAGAGGGCAUCACCUCGUCACACAGAAAGCCUCCAUGCACACACACACACACACACACACACACACACACACACACACACACACACACACACACACGCAGAAUGGACCAGAGGGAAUUUACCUUCACCAACACUGCAUGCUGUAGCUACACACCUCUUAAUACACACCACAUUAUAGUUACUGCCACUAUAUAAAAUACACACAGACAUGGUUUGUGUUUAUUUUGUUCACUACACAGUGAGAGCGCAUCUAUAAAGAAAGACAGUUCUCCCUCUGUGUGUGUGUGUGUGUGUGUGUGUGUGUGUGUGUGUGUGUGUGUGUGUGUGUGUGUGUGUGUGCGAGCUCAGGAGUUACUUGUUAGUACAUAGACAGCACUCUCUACUAAUCUAACUCUACUGUUCCUUGACUUGAUGAUGCUUCAAGGUUUAAUUAGCCUGCAUUAUUAAAGCUAUGUUUUUAUCACAGCAUAGAAUUAAUUAUAGAAUAUUCUGGUACAGUGAUAGUUUUAGUUUCUUUGAGUUUAUUUAGUUUGCUGAGGGAUCAUUUAGUUUACUCAGAAUUAAAUGAUAUAUUAAUUCAACACAAUAACACACAAACCAAACCUCAUAAAUCUGCAUCUGCUGAUACUACAGAAAUGAAGAGAAACUACACUGCUUCUACACUCUGUGUGUGUCUGUGUGUGUGUGUUUGGUUUUGUGUGUGUGCGUGUGUGUGUGUGUUUGGUUUUGUGUGUGCCUGUGUGUGUUUGGUUUUGUGUGCGUGUGUUUGGUUUUGUGUGUGCCUGUGUGUGUGUGUGUGUGUUUGGUUUUGUGUGUGUGUGUGUUUGGUUUUGUGUGUGCCUGUGUGUGUGUGUGUGUGUGUGUUUGGUUUU